Jatropha curcas is the source of this 1655-nucleotide messenger RNA. Its product is annotated as voltage-dependent chloride channel 1, chloroplastic. Gene Ontology annotation, biological process: regulation of photosynthesis, light reaction. The record is from RefSeq and is a predicted model, not a curated record. NCBI's taxonomy places the organism in Eukaryota, Viridiplantae, Streptophyta, Magnoliopsida, Malpighiales, Euphorbiaceae. Gene Ontology annotation, molecular function: voltage-gated chloride channel activity.
AACGCAUCCACUCUCUUCGUCAGUUAACUGAUGCUUUCUCCUCUCGCUCAACUCUUACCUACCAUGUCCACGUCCAUCUCCUUUCAGAUUCCUCCUUCCCUUCUCUUCCUCCAAUCUCCAACCCUAACUGUAAUUUACAUCACAAAUGUCACCACCCACAAAGCCCUUCGAAUCUCCAUUCCCCAAAAUCUCACUUUCUUCCCACUUUAUCCCCAAAAUUUGCUUCAAACUACAGUCAACUACCUUCUCCUCGAAACUCCAAAAGCCCAUCCUCUCCUUCAAAACUCUAAGCUCCCAUUCUUCAAUCCCACCAGAAAGCCCUAAAACCCUAACCCUAGUAUCUCUUCUCCGCGCAAUUCCCGACUGGGCUGACGGUGUAAAAGAGAGAGGAAUGCAGCAGAAACGCACUCUGUACAAUCACAAGAAAUGGGUCGAACACAGAAGUUCCCUUCGCCAUAUCCGCCACUUACUCUCAAGUCUACAAUCGCGAGUUAUAUUAUCAUUAAUUCCUCCAGUUAUUGCUUUUACUUCAGUGGCUGCAAUCAUAGCAAGCUAUAAUUCUGCAGUGGAGAUGCAUUUCUUGCCAGGUUUUUUCCCUGUUUUGAGGGCUUCUUCUCUGCCCUAUCAGUUAACGGCUCCGGCAUUGGCGCUGUUGCUGGUGUUUAGGACGGAGGCUUCUUAUUCAAGGUUUGAAGAGGGAAGAAAAGCCUGGACAAAGGUGAUUUCGGGUACUAAUGAUUUUGCUAGGCAGGUGAUUGCUACAGUUGACAAUUGCAGUGAUGCCUUCCUUAGAAAUGCUCUCUUGCAUUACAUUAUAGCGUUUCCAAUAGCACUCAAGUGCCAUGUAACUUAUGGUUCUGACAUUGAGAGAGACCUCAAGAAUUUACUUGAAGUAGAUGAUCUAGCAGUGGUACUCAAUUCUAGGCAUCGGCCUCGCUGCAUUAUUGAAUUCAUUUCCCAAAGCCUUCAAUUGCUCAACUUAGAGGAAUCAAAGAGAAAUUUGCUGGAGUCAAAGAUUCCAUGUUUGCAUGAAGGAAUUGGUGUGUGUGAACAACUCAUGGGAAUUCCUAUUCCACUCUCGUACACUCGCUUGACAUCAAGAUUUCUGGUCCUUUGGCAUCUAACUCUUCCGAUAAUACUAUGGGAUGAUUGCCACUGGAUUGUGGUACCUGCAACUUUUGUCAGUGCUGCUUCCUUGUUUUGCAUUGAAGAAGUUGGUGUUCUUAUAGAGGAGCCAUUUCCAAUGUUAGCCCUUGAUGAGCUUUGCAAUCUAGUUCACAGUAGUAUCCAGGAAGCACUUGCAGCUGAGAAGAUCAUUCAAACUCAACUUACUGCAAAAAGAAAGAUCCAUGCUUGCGAGCACUCGAAGAAUGGUUGGCCUAACUCAUAGUAGAGGGGAGUCUUAAACUUAAAAACUUGAUUCCAGAACAAAAUGCAUGUAAACUUCAGAGAUUUUGUAGUGCUUGGAAUUUUCUCAUCCUCUCUCAUAUGCCCUGUUAGUAGUUAGAUCAAGGAUUCAUAUGUAUACAUGGGAAGCAUUUCUACUUGAGAAAUCUUGUAUCCAAUGUGUUUGCUGUAUAUAGAACAGUGUCAUUGUAAAUGUAUUUGUAUAUAUUAGCCAUCUGGAUUUCUUUUGAAUAUACUCCAGAGUUUUU